ACCUUCAAACGGCCUGCGCAAAACCCCUCUCCACUUUCUCUCCAAUUCAACGGCAAUGGCAAAUCGACGUUGUAUUCAAACCCUAAUUAGCCGUUGUUUUUGCAUAUCUCAUUCUCCAAACCCAUCUCCCCAUCCCAUUCUCAAAACCCUAACUAUAGCCCCUCAUUUUCUCCUACAAACUGAAUAUUCCACCGUGCAAUCCCUAACCCCGACGGAUCCCGGCAAAAUUUGUUCUGCGUUUCCGUCAUUUUCGCGGCAUCUCUGCUCCGAUAAUCGGACUAGUAUGGGCAGCAUUGAUAAUGAUGGAGACGAAGAAGAAGAAGAAGAAGAAGAUGAUGAUGAUGAAAGUGAGGAUGAAGAGAGAGUACAUUUGAGUGGGAAAUCAGAUGAACAAAAAGCUGAAGAGGCCGUGGAAAUUGGGUAUAAAGUUAUUGGCCUGCUUGAGGAGUCUGACCGGGUUUUUAAACCCUAUGAGCCGGUUUUUGCAGUUGUUCAGGUUGGUUCACAUCAGUUUAAGGUGAGCAAUGGAGAUAGCAUAUUUGUAGAGAAGUUGAAGUAUUGUGAUGUGAAUGACAAGUUAAUCUUAAACCGGGUUCUCAUGCUGGGGUCUACGGCCCAGACAAUUAUUGGUCGUCCAGUGUUGCCUGAUGCAGCUGUUCAUGCUGUUGUUGAGGAGCAUGCAUUAGAUGCAAAAGUCAUCAUAUUCAAGAAAAAGAGGAGGAAGAACUAUAGAAGAACCAAAGGGCAUCGGCAGGAACUAACAAAGUUGAGGAUAACUGAUAUACAAGGAAUUGCGAAGCCUGAACCUAUACCAUCUAUGAAGACUGAAAAGAGAGCUACCAAGAAGGUGGAAAAGACAGCAGUUUCUGCUUAGAGAGGAGGGAGUUGCAGCAUAGCACGGGCAGCAUGGAGUCCUUGUUCUUUUUCACCUUCCUCUUUUUGUUGUUGCCCUAGCCUUUUACCUGUUCCCUCCAAGGAAUUCGCAUUCCUUGGAUUCCUAAACCAUCCACCCUAAAGUCGAAUUUCUUUUUGGGUAGUGUACAUCUUGGCAGUGAUGAAUACCAUUUUUGUAGGCUUGAUAUGUUAGCUGACAGGUAUUUGUAUCAAUAAUAAUCAAAUAUGCAUUUUAUCUCAUUGAUGAUAAAUAUUUGGACCA
Coffea eugenioides is the source of this 1156-nucleotide messenger RNA. RefSeq names its product 50S ribosomal protein L21, mitochondrial. Gene Ontology annotation, molecular function: RNA binding; structural constituent of ribosome. Gene Ontology annotation, biological process: translation. The record is from RefSeq and is a predicted model, not a curated record. The transcript has 5 exons. NCBI's taxonomy places the organism in Eukaryota, Viridiplantae, Streptophyta, Magnoliopsida, Gentianales, Rubiaceae. Gene Ontology annotation, cellular component: ribosome. The coding region runs from base 56 to 874 and encodes 272 amino acids.